Messenger RNA from Xiphias gladius (swordfish), 5313 nucleotides. RefSeq names its product coiled-coil domain containing 88B (gene ccdc88b). NCBI's taxonomy places the organism in Eukaryota, Metazoa, Chordata, Actinopteri, Istiophoriformes, Xiphiidae. Bases 143 to 5047 code for a protein of 1634 amino acids. The transcript is spliced from 28 exons. Gene Ontology annotation, molecular function: dynein light intermediate chain binding; microtubule binding. The record is from RefSeq and is a predicted model, not a curated record. Gene Ontology annotation, biological process: cytoskeleton-dependent intracellular transport; cytoplasmic microtubule organization. Gene Ontology annotation, cellular component: cytoplasm; centrosome.
GAGGGGAAGGGCCGCAAAAAUGUCAAACUACUUCACUUGACGCGAGAUGGAUUCUCUCUCUUUGACUCAGUACUCACAGAAUGUUGAUAAUAUUUUUAAUUAGCCAGACUCUGUAGUGUUUCACAGCUCUCCUAACACAACAAUGGACCCUAACGUUAUGGAGAUAAUAGAGGAAUUCAUGGAGAGUGCGUUGGCGCAAUGGGUUCAGCUGUUUGAGAAGAUGGUGGAAAGGGAGGAUGGCAUCCAGCUGUACAGUCAGUAUAUGGAAGUGAACUCAAUUUCCCAGAGUGCCCGGGAUCGCUACCUAAGGCUGACGAAUGGGAUUUUUCUCAAUGAAGUCAUGAGGGUCAUAGACCCAAACCCCAAGGUGGAGCGGCUGUACGACAGUGGGAGAGAUGACCACAUGCUGAGAGUACAAAACUUUUCUAUUUUAAAUCGGCACCUCAGAGCCUUCUACCAGGAAGACCUGCAGCAGUUGAUACUGAUGCCUCUCCCAAACGUUGCCAUUCUGGGGCAGGACCCCCUAACAGAGGCAGCUGUGGAAGAGCUCAGGCGACUGCUGCUCCUCCUACUAGGAUGUGCUGUGCAGUGUGAGAGGAAGGAGACAUUCAUUCAGCAGAUCCAGUCUCUGGACAUUGAGACACAGGCAGCCAUCGCCAGCUGUAUUCAGCAGGUGACUCAGGAUCCUCUCAUGGUGCUGCCGCUGCAGUGGCAGGAGCUGAUGGAGGUGGAAGGUGAAGACUUACAGCUGGUGUUCAGCUCCAUGGCCAAACAGAUCCAAAGCCUACUGGCACAGAGAGACACCCACCUGGAGAGGAUGGCAGAGCUGUGUCGGGAGCGGGAGGCCCAGGCUGACUCCACCAUAGCGCCCCUGGGUGGUCACAGCGAGGAGCCACCCCAAGGUCUGGCACUCCAGCUGGCAGAUAGCAAGGCCAAACUCCGUCGCCUUAAACAGCAACUGGAAGAUAAAGGUGAUCAGAUAUUGGAUUACAAGCAGGAGAUACAAACCAUGGAGGAACAGCUCAAGAAACUUCAGAAAGAGAACCGUUCUCUGCAGGGUGAAGUGAGGGGCAUGCGUGCACUGCGGGAUGAGCUGGACUGCGCACGAGAGCGGGCUACACGGGCCGAGCAGCUCCAGACUGAGCUUCAGAGCUGUAAACACAAAUUGCGCAGCCUGGAGCUCACACGCACUCAGCUGAAGGAGCAGCAGCAGCUGUGUGGAGCACUGCAGGAGACCAAAGCUCUUCUGGAAGAACAGCUGGCGGGCGCACGGGCGCGUUGCUCCUUGCUAAGGGAGCUGGAGAGGGACAAUCUUCUGUUGCGUCAGAAAAUCAUGGACGUGGAAGUGGAGCGGGACACCGAGAGGCAGCGAGUUGAUGAGCUGUUGGAAAUGAACAUGAGCCUUGAGGCAGACCUGAGGCACAGCAGCAGCGGCGUUGGCAGAGUUCCUGCCCCAGUCGCUGCGCUUCACCAAAGUAUUCUCCAAUCAGAGCUGGACUCUGACGAGGAGCUGAACAAACUAAUUGAUCAGAAGCCGCUUAGUGUGGAAGUGGGCGAGGCUUCAACGCUGAGGCUGCUGGGAGCAGAGCAGGAGAACGCAGAGCUGAGGAGACGACUAGAGGAGCUUCAGGCCCAGCAGGAGGCUGAUUCACCAGAUGCAAAGGAUGAGCUGGCUUGCCUGGAGAUGGAGCAUCAGAACAUACUGAGGGAGAAAGAACAAAAGUUUCAAAACUUGAAGAAUGAAAAUGCUACUUUGAAGCAGCACCUGGAACAGCUCGUGGCCAAACUGCAACACCUAGAAAACAAGACAAAGGAGGAAGGAAUGAAAAAGCCAUACAGAGAGGAGGAGGAGAAGGAGGAGAGAGGAGUCCAGGGCUCCGAAUCCUGCCGGGGAGAGGGGGAAGGAAGGGUGAGGAUGAUGGAGGGGAGGGAGAGAAGAGGAGAAAUCAUAGGGGCCCACAGGGAAGCAGGAGUUGGUGAGGAGGUUCUCCAUGUUCAAGGGGGAAAAGGUGAAACAUUUGAGGGAAAGAGUGAGCCCAAAUGGAGGGGAGAGGCAGAGGGAGGGCAGAAAGAAAGGGAGAGACAGGAAAAAGAAAGUGAGCUAAAGAAAGAACAGACUGCAGGAACAACAACCUCAGAGAUGCAAAAGCAUCCAAAAAGCACAGAAGAUAACACUGAGACCAAAGCUGCAAACCAGGCUGUAUGUUCUCUGCCUGCUCCUGAUGUGGAGCUUCUGACAACCCGGCUCCAGGAUGCCCAGGAGGAGGCUGACAGGCAGGCGACUGUGGCCCAAGACCUGCGCUCCAAGCUGGGAGUGCAGAGCAGGAAAGCCUGGGAGGCUGAGCAGAGGCUGGUGGUCCUGGAGGCCGAGCUGCAGCGUCUGAAGAAGAGCGCUGAGAGUCUGGGAGAGGCCCGCAGGCAGAUAGAGGUCCUUCAGUCUGUGGGUCUGGUCAUGGAGGAGGAGCUGUGUCGCCUGCGGAGCCAGGCGGAGCUUCACAGGAUGCAGACCACGGUCAUCGCCACCCUGGAGGGAGAGCGGGCUGCAUUGGAGAGAGACAGGGACACGCUACGCGGCACGGUGGACGCCCUGCGCACCGCCCAGCGCAAGGGCGACCAGUUAAAACUCACCACCCAAGCUCUCAAAGCAGAGGUGGACCGUCAGGGGCGCAGUUUGGAGACCUCUCGUCGUCGGGAGGAAGAGCUGGAGGCAGAGCUCCGCGAGGCCAACCUGGAGGCCGAAUCUCUGGCUAGGGCACGAGACCAGGCGGUGCUGGAGGUCUCGCGCCUGGAGCAGGAGAAGGAGGUGUGUCAGUCAGAGCUGGAUGGCCAAAGGAAAGAGGGGAGGCAGAGAGAGAGGGAGGCAGUGAGACUGAGACAGCAGCUGGAGAGCACAACCCUGGCCCUGGAGCACAGCAACCAGAGAGCUCGAGCUCUGGAUGUUGAGCACAGAAGUGUGUGUCAGCAGCUGUCUGAGUCUAAGGAGCUCUGCACUCGGCUGCAAGACCUGGAGAAAGACUUAAGCACUCGUUUAAGCAGCAUGGAGGAGGGUAAACAGCAGCUGCAGGAGCAGUACGCAGACGCUCAGGCCAAGAUUAGCUCACUGACCCAGGACCUUUCCAAUGAGCAGGCACAUUCUCGGGAACUGUCCACUGAAGUUGAAUGUCUGAUCCAGAAACUACAAAAGGCCAACGCUGAACAAAAGGUGGCUAAAGAUUCUCUCAACAAAUCGCAGGAGAGAAUAGAGUCGCUCUCCCAGUGCCUUAGGGAAAGUGAAUCUCUCCUCCAGUUGGAAAAGCAAAGAAGAAGCGUGGAUGUGGACGUUACGUCUAAUUCAAAUUCAGACUUGUCAAACAAAACGCAUAGUCAGUCACACUCCCAGGAGACGACACCUCUGGAUCAAUCCCCUGAGGCCAGAAAAGGUCAUGACCUUUCUGUGACCCAUGAUUAUGGCACAGGAGAGACAGAGAGGCAGCUGAGUGAGAGGUUGGCAGAGUUGGAAAAAGAGAAAGCAGUGGUGGUUGCAGGACAGGAGGCUUUGUUGUCGCGGUUGUCCCAAUCCCAGGAGGCAUGCGAGCACCUUAAGGAGCAGCUGGAGGCUCUGCGCCGGCAUUCCCUCAGCCUUCAGGACUCCUGCACCAGACUGCAGUCACUUAACACCCAGCUACAGGUGGACCAAGCAUCACUGAGCUCCCAGCAUUCAGCGGUGCUAGCGCGCUGCAGCGAGAGCGAGGCCCGGUGUGCGUCUCUGGAGGCCGAGUCAAAAGUGUGGGCGCGGGAGCGGGAGGAGUCAGUGGCCAGGGCGGAGGCUCUGAGGCGGGAUCACGAGCGGAUGAUGGCGCUGCAGCAGCGACAGGAGGUGGAGCUGGAGGAGCUGCUGGACAAGCACUCUCAGCUGAGGAGAGAUAACCGCAGCCUGGAGGCCCAGCACAGGGAGCUGGAGGCCAGGUACAAGGAACUCCUGGACGGUAAAACCCAUCUGCAGGAGAGAGAGCGGGAGAUGAAGAUGGAGAAAGAGGAGAUGGAGGCAGAGGCCCAGAGGAGACUGGAGAGAGAACGAGAGCUGGAGAGGCUGAAAGAAGACAACGAGAGGCUGCAGGCCCACCAGAAGGAGUGGUUGGCGUCACAGGCAGAGCUCUUGGCUCAGGGCUCGAUGCUGAAGGGGGAGCUGAGUGCCUCCCAGCUGGAGCGGACUCGACUGGAGGGCGAGCUCAGCACCCUGAGGGAAACCAACCAGAGCCGGGACCUCAGCAACGCCCGCCUCACCAGCCAGUACCAGCUGUUGACCCAGCUGAAGGGGAACAUGGAGGAGGAGAACCGACAGUUAGCCGAGCAGAACCAGAGUCUGCUGAAGGAGAACCGGGCCUUACUGGAGCAGAGCUUGGAGCGCCGAGACCAGCACUAUUCACAGCAGAGGGAGUACCAGGAGAAGCUGAGUGAGCUUCGGCGGGAGAAGCAGAAGUUGGUGGAGAAGAUUAUGGAUCAGUAUAGAGUCCUCGAGCCGAGCAUGCAACCUCCAACCAUCAAGGCCAAGAAAUCUAACUGGAUUGCAGACAGGAUGAAGAAGCUAAUCAAACCCCGCGGAGGAGGACGAGAGGGGCGCACCCUCUUCACCGCUGCGGGCAGCGUGGAAAACCUGGCUGACAGCACUGAAUUUACAUCAGACAUACACUCACCUCAGCCUGAUCCCCGCAGUGCUCCAGUCUCUCCCUCUCCCUUGAGAAAAGCUCCUUCCCAGACUGAUAUUUCAGUUCCUGGGACCCCGGCCCUGCGUUCUGGCUCCGGGGGCCGUCGUAAACUGGGAUCCCGUCACGGCUGGGGGUUGGGCUUGGCCAGAGGAGGCUCUGGAGUUUCCCAAUCCUUCAGUCCUGGUGACAACAAGACACCUCCCCGCCAGCGGCUGCGCUCCCACCAGCCCAACAGCCCCACUGUCCUCUGGGAGGGAGAGAGAGGCGAAGCGAAUACACCUCAGGCAGCAGACGCGCCGAUGACCAGCCAGGAGAGUGUUGAGGAGGAUGAAGGGAAAGGUGAGGAAGAGAGAGUGGAAUGAGGGAGAUGGGUUUUUAUGUCUGUGCACUUUAGAACUGUCAACCCUUACCAGUCUGAUUUUCAGUAAAAGAAGGAAAACUGAAAAAUAGUGAGAUUUAAAAAAAAAAAUGUUCAUGUUCAGUUAAAUAAAGAAAUACAUUACCUGUUUGGAUGGAUAGUUUUAAAGUGUGCAUGUUCGCCAGUGUGCUAUAUGCAGCUUUUCGAGACGGAACUAUGGUGCAACAAGUUAAAUGUCAAGCUGAAUAAAAAUUGGAUUGUAAAUUGAAA